Molecule: messenger RNA, 3853 nt
Organism: Astyanax mexicanus (Mexican tetra)
Lineage: Eukaryota; Metazoa; Chordata; Actinopteri; Characiformes; Acestrorhamphidae
Gene: pla1a
Product: phospholipase A1 member A
Exons: 11
Coding region: 450-1832 (460 amino acids)
Biological process (GO): lipid metabolic process
Molecular function (GO): carboxylic ester hydrolase activity; lipase activity
Source: RefSeq, a predicted model, not a curated record
ACAGCCAGCUGCAGCACAAUGAACACAGAUCAUUUGUUUCACAUUGCAGGAGUUAGAGCCUUCUCUGUCUGCUACAGCUUCUCCGGCUCUGAAGCACAAGAUGGAUGCGGGCUGUUAAUACCACACAAGUGCUGUUGUGCUGUUGUAGGUAAUAAAAGCACAGCAGGGCUGGACGGGAGGGCUUGCCAAAAGCUCCCUCAUCUCACUUAAUCGGAUAUUGUAACAUUUUUUUCAGUGCCAAGCAGUGUGAAGCAGAUUGUUCUCUGCUGUAAAUUCCGCUAUUAAGUAAAUUCCUGACCUGCCUUGCAGUGCUGGCUGCAGGAAAAGGACAGAAUGGGGUUUGGCAAUAGUUAGAAAGUGAAAGGUUUAUGAGCACAUUGGAGUAACCAGCCUAACCAAAAAGAACUAUAAAAUAAUCUCUGGAAGGAUCUAAUUCAUCCUGAGGAGAAAUGGCAUGGAAAUGGAUCAAGUUCUGCACACUUCUGUCACUCUGUAUCGCUUCAGUGAUUGUACGUGAUGAAGCAUCCAAACCACAGUGUGCCGAUUUCAACAACACCACCUGGUUAGAAUACAAGCAGGGCACUAAAGUGCUGGUCCAGUAUCUGCUUCUGACCCGAAAGAAUGCAGACUGUGCCAGCCUCUUCACCCAGGACUGCCUCAAUCACACCCAGCAGCACACUGCAUACUUCAACUCCACACUCAACACUAUAGUCAUCAUUCAUGGAUACAGGGCUAUAGGCUCUAAGCCCUCCUGGGUGAGUGGCUUAGCCCAGGCUUUAUUACAGCAGGAGGAUGUGAAUGUUGUGGUGGUUGAUUGGAUCUAUGGAGCAUCCUUUGCUUAUAACCUGGUGGUAGAGAACUAUAAGGAGGUGUCUGUGCAGAUAUCGGUUCUUAUUAAUCAGUUGACGACCUACGGUAGUACAUUGGAAUCAUUCCAUUUAAUUGGAGUAAGUCUUGGAGCUCAUGUGGCAGGAUUUGUGGGGACCCUGUUCAAAGGCAAGCUGGGCCGAAUUACAGGUCUGGACCCAGCAGGCCCCAUGUUCAAGAACGCUGAUCCAUUCGAUCGCCUGGACCCUUCAGACGCCAUGUUUGUUGAGGCUAUACACACAGAUUCUGACUAUUUUGGCAUCUCUAUUCCUGUUGGACACGUGGAUUUUUUCUUAAAUGGUGGAAUGGACCAAACGGGAUGUGCACGAUCUAGGUUUGCUUCAAUUCUUAUUUAUUUUCCAGUGUAUGGCUAUGUGAUCUGUGACCACAUGAGGGCGCUGCAUGUGUAUAUGAGUGCACUGAAUGGAACCUGUGCCCUGACUGGGAUCCCCUGCUCCAGUUAUGAGGAGUUCUUGGAUGGGCGAUGCGUUAGCUGUGAUGAGACUUUUAAUGGUACCUGUCCUCAGAUGGGUUUGCUGAAGAACAGUGGGAUAACAGUAUCACCUCUUCCCAAGCAUGAGAAGGUCUACCUCCUGACAACAUCUGAAACGCCGUUCUGUGCUCACCACAUCCUGAUUGAGCUGAAGGUCAACCGUCUGGAAAAGACUGCUGAGGUGCAGGUCAACCUGAUUUCCAUGAAUGGUGCUGAGACAGAGAAGAAUCUCAGGCUACAGACAGAUGAAAUGAUUUAUAAAGCAGUGAUCGGGCAUCCGGAGUGUCUCUGUAAGAUCGACUCCAUUCAGCUGAAGAAUAUUGGAGCCCGAUUCUACAGACAAGGGAACAUUCACUUUGAAUACAUCUGCAUCUCUGAGAUCCUGAAUAUGAGGGUGAGUCCAUUGUGUGUGGAGAAUAUAAACAUUGGAAGGGGAACUCCAUGGUCAUAUGACUUUGUCCAAGUGUGCUAAAUUACUAAGAGAGCUGAAAUCCCCUGCACACUAGACAAGAUCUACGGAAGCAAGGUGUCAAACACAUUGGUAGCAAGACAAACUGCAUCUAAAUAUACACUGUAAAAACCAUAACAAUAAAACUACCUGAUUAAUAUUGCAGAGGCCCCCUUGUGUCACCAUAACAGCUCUCACCCAUCGAGAAAUGGACUCCACAGGACAUCUACCCAAGACCCAGGCACAGAGACAUUAACAGCAGGUCCAGAUCUUUAAUGUCCUUUGCAGGGGCUAAUUUUCUAUGUGUAACCUACCCCUAACCUUAGGUGCUUCUGUAACCAAAUAAUCACUUCACCUGCCAUUUUUUUUAAUGUUAUGGCUAUUCCAUCUAUUUACAGUUUAUUAUAUAUUUCUAUUUGCUUUACACUUGAGCAAAACAUAUAUAUCUGCACACUACAUAUGUUAUAUAAAGUGGUUAUAUACAUAAAAAAACAGGACUGGUAUGUUGUAAACAGUUAAAGUCAACAGCAUUUAUUUAAGUGUUCUUACAGAAUCACACAUUUUUACAUGUAUAAUGUGUAAAAUACCAUGUACAAAUGCAUCAGUUAUUAACAGCCCUUAUUAUAUUAUGGAGCAACAGUAAUUACAUGUAAUUAGUAAAAUCCUGGAGGUACACUGUUUUUUUUUUUUUUUUGUCUGGUUCAUGUUUUAUAGUUAUAUGCUAAAAAUAAAACACACUGCCCCUGAGUUAAAAAAAGGCUAUGUAUGCACAAUCAGCCAGUGAAAAAAAGUAUGCACGUUUUUAUUUUUAUCUUAGCUCACUCUAGAGAUUUUUUAGCAGAUGUUAGCUAAAAGAUUGAUUCUAUGAACCAAUUUUUCUUUUGUCUUUUGCUAUACUGGAAGAUCAGCAUUUAUUGGGUUCAUAAUGUCAUGUCAAAAAGCCUUACAUUACAGAUCCAUCCACCACCAUGCUUAACAGUGAAGAUUUGUGUUUUUUUUACUAAUGAAUUUUGUUAUGCAUGAUCAGCUUCUGAAAUGGCUCUUUUAUUGUCUAAGGGUGUGCUCACACUAGGCAAUCCGUGCCUUGCCUAAGCACGGUUUCCUCCCAAAGCACGGCUCAAUUGACUAGUGUGAUCGCUACGAACCGUGCCAUGGCCCACCUCUUUAAGCGCUCACUUGGACUCGGGCUCUUUACGCCUGCAGUUUGAGCGCGAUCUGUGUCUGAGCAUGGAACACGAUAAUGUCAGUGAUUUCUACAGAAACAUGGGGGGGUGUUGUGUCGAAUUCAGCUACGCCAUUAGAAAAAGCACCCUCUCUCGCGCUGUAUCACUAUGUAUGUAACUAUGACUGAGAUAACCAUGAAUAAUGCGGAUUAUCUUCGCUUUUAUCAAGAAGACGCACUCCUGAGAGAGGGUGAUUUUCAUGGUGGGGCUGCUAAUGUGGCAGGACAACGGCAAGCCCACUGAGCAGUAAAUGACGUAAGCGUGCUCGGGCACGGAUUGUUUAAACGCAGUGUGAGUGCAGGCCAGCGGGGGAGUGGGAGUGGGCAGAACCAUGCUGCAGCACAAUUUAACCAAACUGUGCUUAGUAUGAGUACACCCUUGGAAUACCACACUUAAACCAAUGUUAGAAAUAUUAAAAUGUUUUAGUCGUGUUGGCAAUGGCAUAUCACGGUUUGACAACCAAUAACAUGUUGGGUUUGAGGAAGCCUGCAUAUACUUUUAAAUAUGACAGUAAUUUAUAAUAUGCUUUUAAAAAUUAUACUUUUUAUGUUAUGAGGUUUCUAAAGAGUUAUCUGGGAUUCUUAGUAUUAGAUCAAGCUGUUAAACAACAAGAUAUUUACAUAUUUUCGCCUUCUUGCCCUAUCAAGGGUGCCAUUAAUUCUCAGCCAGUGAAUGUGCAGACCAGGACAUGAAUUUAUCUAAUCUACUCCAGACAAAGAUUUUGCAGGCUGGCAUAAGUGUUAUUUAAUACAAUUGGCCCCAAUAAAAUUACUGUCUAAUACUGUUAAUCUAAUACUGUGAAUAAAGACUGUUGUAACUCAA